AUGGCUUCAACUUAUACUUACUCGUUCUUCCGCGUCUCAAAGACCAAUGGAAUCGACACCUCAGCUCAACAAUAUCGAGACUUGCGCCUAAAAGCACUGAAGACAUCACCUGGCUCAUUCUCAUCUACUUACACUAUUGAAUCCACCUUCAGCGAUGCCGAUUGGGUCGAUCGCCUCACUGUCCCCGAUCGCGAAGUCUUCAUCUGUGCCGCAACACCGGUGGGCCUGAAUUCAUCAUGCCCAAAUGACAUUCAAUGGAUCGGUCAAGUCACCGUUCGAGGACCAGCCUCUCGCACUGGUUUCGAGUUACCAGUCGAAGCAGGGCAACCCCCUCAAAGGUCCGAUGAAGAGGAAGAACGAUGGCAGAUGCUGAGUCUGUUUACCCUCCCGCAACACCGUGGCCAUGGCCUUGGGAGUAAGCUGUGUCAGGAGGCCAUCGAAUAUCUUCGAUCGUAUAGGACGUUUCCUCGGGAUGUUCAAGUUCGGCUCAUCGUUAAGGCGGGGAAUGAUAUUACUGUUGAGUUGUAUCGGAGACUUGGGUUUAUGCAUGCUGGACGGGCGACGCUUGUUGAAGCUCUCAUUGCGAAUGGAGAUGAGCAUCUUAUUUCGGAGGAUCGGAACUCGGCGAUGUAUCAUGAUAGACAAGGGAUCAUUAUGCUAUCGCGUGUAUCACGGUCAUAG
Molecule: messenger RNA, 681 nt
Organism: Penicillium angulare
Lineage: Eukaryota; Fungi; Ascomycota; Eurotiomycetes; Eurotiales; Aspergillaceae
Product: GNAT family N-acetyltransferase
Exons: 1
Coding region: 1-681 (226 amino acids)
Molecular function (GO): acyltransferase activity, transferring groups other than amino-acyl groups
Source: RefSeq, a predicted model, not a curated record